This is a messenger RNA of Akanthomyces muscarius, 1431 nucleotides long. RefSeq lists its product as uncharacterized. Bases 1 to 1431 code for a protein of 476 amino acids. Lineage: Eukaryota; Fungi; Ascomycota; Sordariomycetes; Hypocreales; Cordycipitaceae. The record is from RefSeq and is a predicted model, not a curated record. The transcript is spliced from 4 exons.
AUGAGGUUGACCACUAUUGCCACAACGGCAGCGUCUAUUGCUGCCGUGGUCGCGCAGGACACGUCGCCCAGCGGCCCUACCAUGACGGGCACAGCUCCCGACUGCAACUCAUGGUACACGGUCAAGUCGGGCGAUACUUGCCCCAGCGUCGAGGAAAAGUUCGGCAUCACCGCCGACCAGUUCUUCAAAUGGAACCCAGCCGUGUCGCGCGACUGCGUCAACAACUUUUGGGUCGGCGAGUCGUACUGCGUGGGGGUUGGCGAGCCUGUCAAGACCUCGUCCACCAGCAGCCAGGUUUCAAGCUCGACCUCGACCAAGACGACCUCGACCAAGACGACCUCGACCAAGACGACUUCGACAACGUCGGAUGCGGGUGACGGCAAGCCCUACUCGACGAGGUUUCCCGUCACUUCGAAAAACAUUACUACGCCCACCAGCCCAACUGCCUGGCCUCCUACCAAGACGCAGCCUGGCGAGCCCGACAGCUGCACCAACUGGCACUUUGUCGUUCCUGGAGAUACUUGCCAAAGAAUUGUCAAUCGUUAUGGCAACACUCUCAGCAUGAAGGAUUUCCUGGCCUGGAACCCUGCCCUCAAGAGCGACUGCUCUGCCCUCUUCAUCGGCUACUACGUGUGCAUCGCCAUCAAGCCCACCACUACCUCCUCGUUUGACUGGUUUAACGCGCCCAACACGACCAUCCCAUCUCCUACAUCCUGGACCCCUUCUGUGCCACCUACUAUCAACUCGACCUUUACCGCAUCCCCGCAGCAGAGUGGAAUCCCUUCCAGCUGCCAAAGCUUCUACAAAGCUGAAGCUGGCGACACCUGCAAUACUGUACUCAAGGCUUAUCCCUACAUCACCGAGGACCUGUUUUACAAGUGGAACCCCGCGCUCGAUGGCAACUGCCAAGGGCUUUGGGCCAACUACUGGUACUGCGUGGCAAACUACGAUCCGGCUGAUCUGCCUCAGCCACCUUCGCAGUCCACGCCAGGCACUCCCGUCGGUGACAACACCGUUAGUGGCUGCAAGGCGUGGUACCAGACAACCGGUGGCGAUGACUGCGAUAUUAUUGCCCAGGCUUUUGGAUCCUUCUCCACGUCUGACUUUAUCUCGUGGAACCCAUCGGUAGGCUCCAAGUGUGAUGAUAUCCAGGACAACACCUACUAUUGCGUGGGCGUGGCAAAGACACCUACGACGAGAACAACAUCUGUUCCCGCGACGACGACGCAGGAUGCCUUGCCAACGCAGUCUGGAGUCGCUUCCAACUGCAACAAGUACUGGUUCGUAGGCGAAAGCGAUACAUGUCGCCAAAUCACCACUGCCUCCAACAUCCUCCUGGGGAAUUUUAUCAGGUGGAACCCGGCUGUUAACGACGGAGGAUCGUGCAAGCUCACACCCGAUGUUAACGUCUGCGUUGGAGUCAAGGCUUGA